Zychaea mexicana is the source of this 999-nucleotide messenger RNA. RefSeq lists its product as uncharacterized. The transcript is spliced from 2 exons. Bases 1 to 999 code for a protein of 332 amino acids. Lineage: Eukaryota; Fungi; Mucoromycota; Mucoromycetes; Mucorales; Lichtheimiaceae. The record is from RefSeq and is a predicted model, not a curated record.
AUGUGGCUAAACAACAGCAUCUUUCUGCUGCUGCUGUUGCACUUUCUAUACUGUUGCCAAGCGAUCAACGUCGUCGUCGACUGUACCUGGCCCUGCGCAGACUCCACCCAUGCAUGUAUCGUCACUGAUGCCACCGUCCAGUGUGGUCCUCGGCAUAACUCACAAUGGAUUCUUCCACAGCCGAAUGGGUCCCCCGUAUUCAUUGGCGAAACCGCACGUCGAAACACGCCUUGCGUUAUAUCACCCGAUCCACCACUCCAUGAAACCGAACUCGACCAAGUCUCCAACGGACGCCAAUCCGUCAUUCAAUGGCCACCAGGCAACGCGAGCAACCCAUUGGAUGCGUACCUCAGCGACUGUGAACUCAACACCUACUGUAGUCAAGACACGCGCAUUUGUGUCCAGAGUAUCCCGGAGGAUGCAACGUGCGAAUCGACCCAUCAGUGUCUGAACGCUAUGCAAUGCAUUGAAAACCGGUGCACGGACACGAGCUUGGAUGACAAUGAAAACAUCGACCGCAGUCAUACCAGCCAUGUGCAUAUUGCCAUCAUUGUUGUUGUCGUCGUUGUUGCUGUCCUUGUCAUCAUUUCCGCUGCUCUGUUUGUCUAUUUCUAUCGAAAGCGUAAAUUAAAAUUGAACAAGAAACACAACUCCUCGUCUUCUUCUUCUUCUCCAUCGGUAAUUGCAUUACCUACUCUUUCCUCGCCUUCAGCACAUCAUCAACAACCACCACCCGCUCCUCCGUCAUUAUUGGUAUCACCAUCACAGCAGCAGCAACAACAACAACAACAACAUAACCUUCAUCUUCAUCAAAGUCCACAGUCUCAUGUACCACACCAGCCAUCGACCUCUUUAGCUCAACCGUCGACAGAAACGACUCCGUACAUGCAACAGCAGCAUCUUCAGUAUCAACUCCAUCGACAACAUGCCUCCAUCGAUAUCAACCAAAACGAUGCAUCUACUUCUAACAACAUUCCUCCUCCACCUUAUUCACCUUGA